This is a messenger RNA of Brassica napus (rape), 2373 nucleotides long. RefSeq lists its product as uncharacterized. The coding region runs from base 1 to 2373 and encodes 790 amino acids. Lineage: Eukaryota; Viridiplantae; Streptophyta; Magnoliopsida; Brassicales; Brassicaceae. The transcript has 6 exons. Gene Ontology annotation, molecular function: zinc ion binding. The record is from RefSeq and is a predicted model, not a curated record.
AUGGAAGUUUUGUGCAUCUGUGGACAAUGGAUCUCAAAAGAAUCUCUACAGUGGGAGUUUCUUGUUGAUUUGAAGAGGAAUGCAUCAAUCAUUUCCAUAGAAGAAGAUCUACUGUAUGAAGAUUUGAUGAAGAUUGUCUCUGAAGAUUUUAGUGUUAAAGAGGAAGAAAUCAGUUUGAGUUAUGGUAAUACUCGUCAGCUCAGAACUUUCAUUUCCAAGACUAGAGCAUUUGAUGGAACCUGUCGUUUGUGUGUUAAGGUUAGUACUGAUCCAGCUAGCUGUAACACUCAAGCUUCUGAUACAUUUGCUUCUACUGUUCCAUUGAAUGCCAAUCCAGUGAUUCUUUCUACUGUGCAGAGAGAAAAACAUGUUAGUACUGAUCCAGCUAGCUGUAACACUCAAGCUUCUGAUACAUUUGCUUCUACUGUUCCAUUGAAUGCCAAUCCAAUGAUUCUUUCUACUGUGCGGAGAGAAAAACAGAGUCUUCUAUAUGAAGGUGUUUCUACAGUUCCUCUUAAUGCUCUUCCGGAUUUUAGCCAUGUCCAUAUUGGACUUUUGCAGAGUCAUCUAUAUGAAAGUGUUUCUACAGUUCCUCUGAAUGCUCUUCCGGAUUUUAGCCCUGUCCAUAUUGGACUUUCACCAACCACGAGAGGAGCUGGCGAUAUUAAGGUGAAUAGCUAUUUUAAGACAAAGAGAGAGUUGAUGUUGAGGAUGAAGAAAUGGGCUUUAGAGUGGAAGUUUGAGUACAAUACUGUCUCUUCUAACAAGUCAAGAGUGCUUUUCAGUUGUGUUGAUGAAAAUUGCACGUGGAGGAUGCGUGCUAUCAAGCUACCUCUUUCAGAUUUUUUCGUUGUUAAAAAGUGUGUUCAUGAGCAUACAUGCGAUACAACACACAGGAAAGCCAACCACAGACAAGCAUCUGCAAAGUUGUUGGGUUCUUUGAUUUGCAGCAAUUAUGGAGAAAAAAAGGAAGGUCUCAAACCGAAACAGAUCAUUGAACAGGUCAGGAUGCUGCAUGGUGUUCACAUCAAUUACAAACAAGCUUGGAGAGUGAGAGAAGAAGCUCAGAUUUUGGUUAGAGGGACUCCUGAAGACAGCUAUUACAAUUUGUCUAGGUGGUUGUAUAAAAUCACAGAAACAAACCCUGGUUCCUUGACUUAUCAACAUGUGGAUGCUGCAGGAAAGUUCAAGUAUGCAUUUGUGGCUUUUGGUCCUUCGAUAAGGGGAUUUUCAUUGAUGAGGAGAGUUAUUGCAGUAGAUGGUACAUUUCUGAAGGGAAAAUUCAAUGGGACUUUAUUGGCAGCUUGUGCUCAAGAUGGGAAUUAUCAUCUAUAUCCUCUCGCCUUUGCAGUGGUUGACGCAGAAAAUGGCGCCUCUUGGAAAUGGUUCUUUAGAGGUUUGAGCCAGAAGAUCCCGGACGCUUCGGAUCUUGUUUUUGUAUCAGACAGGGCUAACUCCAUUUCUUCAGCGUUGAAGGAUGUAUAUCCCUUAUCUCACCAUGGAAUUUGCAGGAUCCAUCUGCUCCGCAACAUCACUCCUACAUAUGCGAAGACUGGGUUGCUACCUCUGGUGGAAAGCGCUGCUGAUGCCUAUACGUGUCACGAGUUCUGGUUAAUCUUCAAGGACAUAAAGGAUAAAUGUCCUGAAUUGGCUAAGUAUCUGGAAGAUUCUGAUUUUAGGAAGUGGGCACGAAGCUAUGCGCCUGCGAACAGGUAUAAUAUCAUGACUACCAACAUUGCAGAGUCUCUCAAUUCUAUGUUGAGGAUGCCUCGUGAGUUGCCCAUUAUCUCUCUCCUUGAAACUAUCAGAUUGACGAUGACCACUUGGUUUUUUGAGCGACGCGAAGCGGCUGCGAAACAUAAGCACCUGGUUACUCCAAAAGUUGUGCAGAAAUUAGUAUCUAGGUUAGGGGCCGCAAUGUUGUUGAAUGUGUAUCAAGUUGAUCGAAGCGAGUUUGAGGUGAAGAAUGAAACAAUGAAGUUUGUUGUUGACUUGGAGAAGCGGCAUUGCACAUGUAAUGUUUUCGACAUUGACAAGAUCCCCAGCAUCCAUGCCAUCGCUGCUGCUAAGCAUAUCAAGAGAGAUGAAAACCGUUUUGUUGAUGCUUCUCACUUGACAGAAACGUGGGCUAAAGCUUAUGCUGAAAGCAUACAUCCUGGUGGAGAGUUGUCAACGUCCACCUAUCCAGAGAAUAUUGAUGAACUGUCUUGCCCACCUCCAGCUACCAAAAAGAAAAGUGGACGCCCUCCUACAAAGAGAAAGAGAUCCGUUGGCGAGUUUGGGGUUCCUGGAUCUAAAUCUCAGUCCCACAAGUGCAGCAGAUGUGGCACAGGAGGGCACAACAAGAGCACAUGCGAGAGGCCUAUAGGAUGA